UAGCUGCGUAGUAGUAGAAUGAAUGGCCAGGGAAAGCACGAGACACUUGAACCUGAAAUUCAGAGCACGACACAGCUGGAUGAUGUGAAGCGGGUUUUUUUCUGUCACUAAAAAUAUUACUGAUUUUGAAAAGAAAAACAAAAACUAAUUUCAUCAUCUUAAAAAGCACAAUGGCACGAGGAGAGGGCGCGGAGCAGUACGCCGCGACUCUAUUAUCAGUUAAACCUAUAAAUACAGAGAUAAAGGCAGCAAAGCAGACGCGCCAUAGAAGUCGUCUGUCCGUGCUCAGCAAACUGUGCUAUGCCAUCGGUGGGGCUCCCUACCAGAUCACAGGGAGCGCUCUCGGCUUUUUCCUCCAGAUCUACCUGCUGGAUGUUGCCCAGUUGGAUCCUUUCUAUGCUUCUAUCAUCCUGUUUGUGGGCCGCGCUUGGGAUGCAGUCACAGACCCAACAGUGGGUUUCCUGGUGAGCCGGAGUAGAUGGACCAGCAUUGGCCGCAUGAUGCCCUGGAUCCUCCUCUCUACUCCCUUUGCUGUGUUGACUUACUUCAUGAUCUGGUACGUGCCUCCAUUUGAGGAAGGGAAGGUCAUCUGGUACCUGAUCUUUUACUGCCUCUUCCAGUCAAUGCAGACGUGCUUCCAUGUGCCCUACUCAGCCCUCACCAUGUUCAUCAGCAGCGAGCAGAAAGAGAGAGAUUCUGCCACCGCUUACCGUAUGAUGGUGGAGGUGCUCGGUUCGGUUUUGGGCACUGCCAUCCAGGGACAGAUAGUAGGUAGAACCCAAGAUUGCCCCACUGAGCCUGAUGCCCCAGACAGCAGAAACUCCUCAAUCAACACAUCCAGAGUUUCACUGGAUGAGACGAAACAAGCUUACCUGAUUGCUUCAGGGGUGAUAUGCAUCAUCUACAUCCUCUGUGCUGCAAUCUUGUUUUUGGGCGUCAAGGAGAAAAAAGACACCGGCCAAAAAAAAACAGAGCCCCUCACCUUCCGUCAGGGCCUGUGGGUGGUGAUGAGUCACGGACCGUAUGUCAAACUGGUCAUUGGCUUCCUCUUCACCUCUCUUGCCUUCAUGCUACUGGAGGGAAACUUUGCCCUUUUCAUCACAUACGCCCUCGGCCAUCGGAAAGACUAUCAGAAUAUUCUCUUGGUAAUCAUGGUGUCUGGCACUCUAACCAUCCCGUUUUGGCAGUGGUUCCUGACACGGUUUGGGAAGAAGACAGCAGUUUACUUCGGCAUGACGUGGGCAGUACCCUUCAUGAUCCUGAUCAUCUCCAUUAAGAGCAAUCUGGUCAUUUCCUACUUGGUCUCGGUGGCAGCAGGUGUGAGCGUGGCAGCAGCUUUCCUCCUGCCAUGGUCAAUGCUUCCUGAUGUCGUGGAUGACUUUAAGAUCAAGAACCCAGACAUUCAUGGUCAUGAAGCCCUCUUCUACUCCUUCUAUGUCUUCUUUAUCAAGUUUGCCUCUGGAGUAUCCUUGGGUAUCUCGACCCUCAGUUUAGAAUUUGCAGGCUAUGUGACCGGGGACUGCUCACAACCCGCGGCAGUCAGCUCAACCCUAAAGGUGCUGGUCUCUCCAGUGCCGGUGGUUCUUAUCGCCGUUGGGCUGUUAAUAAUCAAGACCUACCCUAUCGAUGAGGAAAGGAGGCAGUACAACCAAAAAAUACUGCAACGAAUGCUGGACUCUGAAGCAGAUUCUGAGUCUGAAACUUCAGCACUUGGGAGCAGCGUGUAGAAGCGGUAGCAUCACUGUUUUAUACGUUUGCACAGGCUGUGAAGAGGGACAAGACCACCAGCUAUCUGAACCAACAGAGGGACCACAGACCACAUUGCCGCCUUGCUGAGCCCACACGUUAGCCUUGGAUCACACAGGUGUAUUUCGCCCUCUACUGGCCAGGAAGUGUCAUGUGUGGGGCUCAAGUAUUUUCUGUUGUCCUCUCUAGCCAUGUCCCAAUUGAACUGUAUUUCCUAAGUAUGCACAAUAUAUAAAUCUUCACAGUUUAUUAUUGGGUCAUUUAGUGUAGAGCCAAAGUCCUGGGCUAGCUUCUGUUCUUCUUGAUUUCAGUUCGUCAUGUAUUUUUAAUUUCCCAACAGAGGUUUUCUUCUUUCAUUGUUCACUCUAAAAAGCUGAAACACACUACUGGGACCUGUCCAUAUUUUAACCUAAUGGGUAUCUACUACUGAACUGGACAGUAAAAUCUUACCACCUCAACAAUCUAACAAAGAAGAACAUGUUUUUUGUUUGCAUUUUCAACAGCCACAACUCUUGUAAAGACCCAUGAAAAAGACUUGUGGGAGCAGUAGUCGAGGUGGAAACUCAACAAAGAAAGCAGACUGUUUUCCAAAGAUUUGUUACUUUUUUUGUAAGCAGUCCUUUUCUUGUGUGCAUUGUGUUGUGGGACAAUGGUGUAUCAAUGACUUGGUUACACUACAAACUCAAAACCAGGUUAGAACAGGUUGCAAUUGGGACACAGCUUUUGAUUUGUGUUAUUGUCUGUAAAGUGUUUAUUUGCUGGUUUACAAGAUCAGGCCUUCACUUGUGCCGACUUCAUUGUAAUGUUACCUUUGAUGUUUACCAUGUCCAGUUCAGCUGGGAUUGACUUUCCAUUCAGACAGUGCUGUGAAGGAGAUAUACUCUAUCAGCCCUUAUAUAUAACGGGCAUACCAGCACUUUUCACUAAUCGGAGUUGUAUGGAGCUGUGCUACAAUGUCUACAUUUCUUAGGUGUUGUUGUUUCCUAUAGAUCACAUUAUGAAGACAAACAACUUUAAGUGUACUUGAAUUUUCUGAAGGGGAAAAGGCACUUCAUGGCAUGAUGUAGCCUACUGAAUGUAGGUUAUCUGAAUUACUGCCUUACAAACACAGCUUAUGUAAUUAUGUGCAAUGAGAUUUUCUGUUAAACUUGUUUGGUUUAUCUUAUUUUAUUCUUUUUGCUACUGCGAGGGUUUUCCCAUCACACCUUUUUGUGCUUUAACAUUUCAGCCAGUCUCCAUCAGGUUUAAUAUACACUUCUGAAUGUGCUUUACAGUGAAGUCAACUCCAUUAUGAAGUCAUUUCACCUAGCAUGUUCUCACUUCCCAAGGGAGGAAAAAACGCUUUAUUUAACUAUUUAUUUAAACAAACUAUCUAAGGGAUUCUAGUUUUCUUAUGAAAGCACAUGUGUAUAAUAAUUUAUUAACAGUUCAGAAUGGUAUACGGUUAUUGGUGGCUGCAACCGAGUGAUUCUCAAGUCCUGUGAAAAACAUUUUGAUCAUCAGAAUGAUGGAUUUUAUACACCACAACGUGCUGUAAUGUGAUAAAUGAGCUGCAUUUACAGUAUUAUGCAGGAGACAUUAGUCCUCACUUUAGAUGACAUGAUAUAAUCUCAAAUGAUUUUAAAUCCUUACUGGUUAUUAAGAUUUCAAAAAUGACCUAUAAAUCUUACUACCAGUACAUUCCUGCAUAGUUUUCAUUUUUAGGGCUUUGAAAUUGCACUAAGUAAACUGAAUGAAGCACACUGAUGAAGCACACACACUCCUUGGUAUUUAUAUGCUGCUGUAUGUAUAAAUUGUAAAUACUGUUUUCUAUGUUUGACCAUGAUGAGCAAUAUAUGAAUCAGUGAAGAGAUGAUGUGCUGUAAAUUUGUAAUUUAAGUCUAUGAAUAAAGUUUGUCAAAACAGUAAAAA
Molecule: messenger RNA, 3657 nt
Organism: Thunnus maccoyii (southern bluefin tuna)
Lineage: Eukaryota; Metazoa; Chordata; Actinopteri; Scombriformes; Scombridae
Gene: mfsd2aa
Product: major facilitator superfamily domain containing 2aa
Exons: 14
Coding region: 171-1727 (518 amino acids)
Biological process (GO): carbohydrate transport
Cellular component (GO): membrane
Molecular function (GO): lysophospholipid:sodium symporter activity
Source: RefSeq, a predicted model, not a curated record